Messenger RNA from Doryrhamphus excisus (bluestripe pipefish), 7912 nucleotides. NCBI's taxonomy places the organism in Eukaryota, Metazoa, Chordata, Actinopteri, Syngnathiformes, Syngnathidae. The record is from RefSeq and is a predicted model, not a curated record.
GUCAGAGAACUUGACAAAUCUUUGACCACAAAUGAGCCAAUCGGCUGUGGAAGGCAGAGUUGUCCCUGUGGCCGCCAUUAAAGAAAGGAAUCCAUGAAUUCAAAUGGAAACCAACAGGAACAGAGACAAGAAAUCAUGAUCGAAAUAAUUGAAAGAGUUUAGGCCGAUGCCAUUUUUAGAGGCUUUUACGGGAUGCACAUCGCUUUUAGAAUGGAUUUUGCCGUGGAGGAGUAAGACGGAAUAUUUUUUUAUUUUUUAAGCAGAGACCGUUUUAGGGGGAGGGGGGAGUUGCUUCUUUGCUCUCUUUUUCUUUUUUUUGUUUUAUGAACAUUUAUCGCCUCCUGGAAAUUGAUUGAACUUGGGUGCUUUUGAGAUGUCGACCUAAAGAUCAUCAUAGCUUUUUUUUUUCAUCCGCUUUUUAUCCCGGCGGGGGAACUGCGGUGGGAAGGUUGUUAAAUUAACUCUCCUUCAGCCAAAUUGAAACGAUGGAGAGUUGGACCUCGGAGUGAAGAAGGAUGAGUUCUUGUUUUGUACCGAACGGGGCCAGCUUGGAGGAUUGCCAUUCCAAUCUAUUCUGUCUGGCGGACUUGACCGGGAUCAAAUGGAAGAGGUUUGUGUGGCAGGGUCCCACGUCUGCGCCCAUCCUGUUCCCGGUGACAGAGGAGGACCCCAUCCUUUGCAGCUUCAGCCGCUGCCUGAAGGCAGACGUGCUGAGCGUGUGGCGACGCAGCCAGCGGCAGGGUCGGCGGGAGAUUUGGCUCUUCUGGUGGGGGGACGAACCCGACUUCGCCGAUCUCAUCCACCCCGAGCUCGCAGCUGAGGAUGAUGGACUCUGGGAGAACGGUCUUUCCUACGAGUGUCGCACGCUGCUGUUCAAAGCCAUCCACAACCUGCUGGAGCGCUGCCUCAUGAAUCGCAGCUUUGUACGCAUCGGAAAGUGGUUUGUCAAGCCCUACGAGAAGGAUGAGAAGCCUAUCAACAAGAGCGAACACCUGUCGUGCGCCUUCACCUUCUUCUUACACGGCGACAGCAACGUGUGUACCAGCGUGGAGAUCAACCAGCACCAGCCCGUCUACCUUCUGACCGAGGAGCAUCUCACGCUGGCUCAGCAGGCGUCCAGUCCCUUCCAAGUGAUCCUGAGUCCGUUCGGGCUGAACGGGACGCUGACCGGCCAGUCGUUCAAGAUGUCGGACCCACCUACCAAGAAGCUGAUUGAGGAGUGGAACCAGUUUUAUCCCAUCAGCCCCAGUGCCAAGAACGGUGUCACGGAGGACAAGGUGGAAGACAUGGAUUGGGAAGACGAUUCUCUGGCCUCUGUAGAGGUCCUCGUCGGUGGUGUGCGGAUGGUGUACCCAGCCUGCCUCGUAUUGGUGCCCCAGUCAGACAUCCCCGUUGCGGCCCCUGUGGGGUCCUCCUCCCACUGCACUGCCGUAUACGCCGGCGGUCACCAAGUGCUUGCAUCCCAGCGAGAACCUGCCAUGUCGUUGGUGACGCUCACCCCUCCCACGUCGCCUGAGGAGGUGCAUACAGUGGACUCUCAGUCCGCCCAGAAGUGGACCAAGAUGCCUUCAUCGUCAGACGCGUUCUACGUAGACAGAACCAGCCAUCAUGGAGGCAAGAUUCCAUGCCGACUUGCGAGUCGGGCGGUGGAGAGAGUCUGGCAAGAGUGCAAUAUCAACCACAUCCAAAACAAGCGAAAAUACUCCGCCGCAACCAAUGGUACCUGUGAGGACGAGCGGACCGAACGAACGGGAGCGUGGGAUUUUGUGGAACCUUCCGAGAGGUCGUACUGCAGUUGUUCCAGACACAAAUCGGUGAAGCAGCGAAUAGGCGGGAAUGCGGGCCAGGCUCAGUCGGCGGGCCAGGCCUCACAGACGCCUACCAAGCACAAAGCCGGAGGAGAGAAGCCGGACAAGAGCGACAAGCAGCAGAAAAGACCCCAGACUCCUUUCCAUCAUCGAAGCCUGACCAGCGACGACGCCGCCAUUGAGAGCGACGCAACAGCCGGCCAGAGUCUGGCGAUGAGGAGCCAGGACGGAGUCAGGUUCUCGAGUAUUCGCUCGGCGGAUGUGACCGCCAUUCAAAAGACGCCUCAACUCAGCAGCGGGGCGGUCAACACGGGGCCGCUAGACCCCGCCAACUCCCCGCAACCCCCGCCUCUUAGCCCCCACCCGUGCGAGCGUAGCGAGGACUCCGGGGAGGGUAUGAAGAACCCUUCCACCCCCAACAACCAACACUUUUACCAGCCUCCCCCGGAGCCGUGCCUGGGCGGCGCGAAGGGCGGUGGCGAGGAGCCGGCGGGGCCGGAGGGUCUGACCCAGCACUUCCCCUCACACCAUCCGCCCCCUUCGUCUUAUUCGGAGCCCAGUGAGCCCACGGUGUACACGGGCGCAGGGAUCCACCCGGAAGAUGACAGCACUCACUCGCCGUGGAGGUUGUUCACGUUACCCCGCAGGAGGGAAGCAGAGAUGCCCACGCCAUUGCUGCCCGGGGACAGGUUUCGGGACGACGGGUUAGCCUCCCAGGACAACCUGGUCUCUGUGACUGAGGUGAUGUCCACAUCCAAAUUCCCGCUGAAGGUGUCAGACGAGCGCGUUCUCAUGUACCAGGCCAGGAGGAACCGGUACCUGGCCGCCGCCAUCACCGACGGAGACCACGAGCCCGAGGUGGACCCUUACGCCUUUGAGGAAGGAGAUGUGAAAUUCACAUUUUCCAACAAAAAGGACAAAGCGGGCGGAGAGCGUGAGCCAGGAAAGAAACAUAAGGGUGAAGAUGGAGGAUCAGGUCCAUUAGAUGAUCCUCAGCGGGCAGCUGCUCAGAACCGCAUGGCCUCGACAAGCCUGAUCCACGAGACCGACCUGGUGGUGUCCAUCAACGACCUGGACAACCUCUUCAAUUCGGACGAAGACGAACUGGCGAGUAGUUCCAGACGACCGGCGAAUGGAACGGAAGAGAAAUUUGGCAGCAAGGAACCUAAGCCAUCCACUUUAGACCCUGUAUCCUGUAUCAGCUCGGCAGACCUACACCAGAUGUUUCCCACUCCUCCCUCCCUUGAGCAGCACAUCAUGGGCUACUCGCCCAUGAACAUGUGCAGCAAAGAGUACGGCAGCAUGGAGCCCACGCCUGGUAUGACCACGCUGGAUGGAACCCAAACCCUUGGAGGUCACUUCAAGAUCGAGGUGGAGGAGAGUUUCUGCAGCCCAAAGCCAUCCGAGGUCAAGGACUAUUCAUUUGUGUACAAGCCAGAGCUUUGCCAGGCAUUUGUGGGCUGCUCCAUGUUUGCACCGUUGAAGUCCUUGCCCAGCCAGUGUCUCCCACCUAUUAAGCUACCAGAGGAUUGCGUCUACCGACCAAGCUGGACCAUGGGCAGGGAGAUGCUCAACCCCAUGCCUGUCAUGACCAUCCUCAACAAAGACAGUAACAUCCCAAGCGUGGGCAGCACUCUGGACCAGGACUACAACCAGGCCUACACCCCUCAAACUCACACCCCCUUCAUGUCCAACAGCGCCCCACCAAGCAACAGUGGAACCGGCAUCCUGCCCUCGCCGGCCACGCCGCGUUUCUCGGCCCCCACCCCGCGUACGCCGCGCACCCCACGCACGCCCCGAGGCCCCUCCAGCGUCCAGGGCUCACUCAAGUACGAGAAUUCGGACCUGUACUCGCCAGCCUCCACCGCCUCUACCUGCAGACCGCUCAACUCGGUGGAGCCGGCCACCGUUCCUUCCAUCCCCGAGGCUCACAGCCUCUACGUCACUCUCAUCCUGUCCGAGUCGGUGAUGAACCUCUUCAAGGACUGCAACUUUGACAGCUGCUGCAUCUGCGUCUGCAACAUGAACAUCAAAGGAGCAGACGUGGGGGUCUACCUCAGCGACCCCGUCGGCGAGGCCCAGGAACCCUGCAGCUGCGGCUUCAGCGCCGUGGUCAACCGCCGCUACGGCAACGGCUCGGGACUCUUUGUGGAGGACGAGCUGGAUAUCAUCGGCCGGGGGACGGACACCAGCCGCGAGGCGGAAAGGCGUUUUGAGGAGCUCCGCCUCUCCUCGCUGGACAGAACCAGCAUCUGGAGGGGAGACCACGUCCCGGAUGAGCUCAUUCUUCUCCUGCAGGACCAGUGCACAAACCCCUUUUCGCCUAUUUCGGGACUGGAUGACGUAGUGGCACACGGACUGAAGGGUGGCCCCGCGCCCCCCUGCGUUCGGGUGGAGGAGAGGGACUUUCACAGUGACUGCUACAUGGCCUUGGAGCACGGCAGGCAGUUCAUGGACAACAUGUCAGGGGGCAAGGUGGAUGAGGGGCUGGUCAAAAGCACUUGUCUGCACCAUUGGUCUAAACAAAACGCAGUGGACGUGAGUGCGCUGUGUUCUCAGGACGUUCUCAGAGUGUUGAUGUCUCUUCAGCCUGUACUCCAAGACGCUAUCCAGAAAAAAAGGACGGUGCGGUCGUGGGGCGUUCAGGGCCCUCUCACCUGGCAGCAGUUUCACAAGAUGGCCGGACGCGGCUCAUACGGCACCGACGAGUCCCCCGAGCCCCUCCCCAUCCCCACCUUCCUGGUGGGUUACGAGUACGACUGCGUCGUGCUGUCCCCUUUCGGUCUACCCUACUGGGAGAAACUGUUGCUGGAUCCCUUCGGUUCCCAGCGGGACGUCGGGUAUUUGGUGGUGUGUCCCGACAACGAAGCUCUCCUCAGCGGUGCCAAGAGCCUCUUCAGAGACCUCACAGCCGUCUAUGAGUCGUGUCGACUGGGCCAGCAUCGGCCCAUUUCCAAAGGCUACCCUGACGGCAUCGUCCUCGUCGGCGGCAGCGGAGCCAAAAGCCUGGCGGACGAGCCAGUCAGCGAUUGGUUCCUGAAGGCUGCCAGCGGCAACAACGACGCCUUCACAAAGCUCAAACUCUAUGCACAAGUGUGCCGCCACAACCUCGCUCCCUACCUCGCAUCACAACCAUUGGAUAGUUCCCUCCUGACGCAGCCGGCUCCCUCGUUGUCGUCGUCGUCCAACCAGUCAUCCUCUGCCCCCGGCUCCGUCGGCCACCAGGGUGCGAUGCACGGCUCCCUGGUCUCCAACAGCAACAGCGGGUCCGGAAGCGGCUCGGUCUCGUCCAACAGCCUGGUGAUGACAUCAUCUGGGCAGUCUGGCAGCGGGAUGCAGUCUGCCAAGGCCGGCUCUUUUGCCCCCUUUGCAAGCGUGGGCGGCCAAAACCAGGGAGUCGGCCCUCAAAGUGGACAGCUGGGACAGCAGGCGGGGAACCAGAAUAGUACCACCUCGGGGGACAACUCCAACAGCCAGAGCCAGCCCCCCACUGAACCCCCAGAAAGCACUUUGGAACGGGACAAGGUCGGCGUGCCCACAGAUGGCGAGUCCCACGCCGUCACGUACCCACCUGCCAUUGUUGUUUACAUUGUGGAUCCCUUUAGCUACGAGGAGUCUGAAGGCGGGCCGGGCCCGGCGCCGGCCCACUCGAGCGUGUGGACGCUUGGGUUGUUACGUUGCUACCUUGAGAUGCUUCAGUUGCUUCCCGCACAUAUUCGCAACUCCAUUUUUUUACAGAUUGUCCCCUGCCAGUACCUGCUUCAGCCCGUACGAGGGGAAGACCGACAUAUCUACGUCCAGCACCUUAAGUCCUUAGCCUUCUCCGUCUUUGCUCAGUGCAGGCGGCCACUGCCCACUUCCACCAAUGUCAAGUCGUUGACGGGUUUUGGCCCUGGACUAGCCAUCGACACGGCACUUAAAAGCUCUGAGAGACCAGAGUGUCUGCGUCUGUACACGCCUCCGUUCAUCCUCGCCCCCGUUAAGGACAAGCAGACGGAGCUCGGGGAAACGUUUGGGGAGGCAUCGCAAAAGUACAACGUGCUGUUUGUUGGCUACUGUCUGUCCCACGACCAACGCUGGCUCCUUGCGACGUGCACCGACCAGUACGGGGAACUCUUGGAGACCUGCAUCAUUAGCAUCGACGUGCCCAACAGGGCCAGAAGGAAAAAGGGUUCAGUCCGACGCCUCGGCCUGCAGAAGUUGUGGGAUUGGUGCUUAGGUCUCGUCCAGAUGACAUCAGUUCCCUGGAGGGUUGUGAUUGGUCGACUGGGCAGGAUAGGACACGGAGAGUUGAAAGACUGGAGUAUCCUGCUGAGCAGAAGAAACCUCCAGUCACUCAGCCGUCGUCUGAAGGAAAUGUGCCGAAUGUGCGGCAUCUCCACCUCGGAUACUCCCAGCAUCCUCAGUGUGUGCCUGGUUGCCAUGGAGCCCCAGGGGUCCUUCAUCAUCAUGCCGGACUCGGUGUCAACGGGCUCGGUGUUUGGCCGCAGUACCACCCUAAACAUGCAAACGCCCCAGCUGAACACACCCCAGGACACCUCCUGCACUCACAUCCUGGUCUUCCCCACCUCUGCCUUUGUCCAAGUGGCCAGCUCCAAUUACACCAACAUCGACCCCAACAUCGACAUCCUCAACGGAACCACAGAUUGCCCUGACGCCAUGGGUAUCUUUGACCUGCUGGAUCCAGAGAACGAGUUGGUAGACCCCGACAUAAUCAACAUCUCCCCCACCACGUCACCCGUGCAUUCCCCCGGCUCCCAUUACCACCACGGAGGUGAUGGCGGCAAGGGCCAGAGUGCGGACCGCAUGGAGUCUCGCGAGGAGGUGCCGAAUCUCCUGCAGCAACCCCUCGCUCUCGGCUACUUUGUGUCCACGGCCAAAGCCGGACCGCUACCUCACUGGUUCUGGUCAGCGUGCCCACAGGCUCAGAACCAGUGCCCCCUUUGCCUCAAGGCCUCUUUGCACCUCCAUGUGUCUUCAGUGCAAUCGGAUGAGCUACUGCACAGCAAACACUCCCAUCCUCUCGACUCCAAUCAGACCUCAGAUGUCCUCAGAUUUGUGUUGGAGCAAUACAACGCCCUCUCCUGGCUGACAUGUGACCCGGCGACGCAGGACCGGCGAUCAUGCCUGCCCAUUCACUUCGUGGUGCUCAACCAGAUCUACAACUUCAUCAUGAACUUGUUGUAGCCGGCCGCUCGCGGUGGAGAGACGUUCCCAGGGAUAUGCAAAGCGACAACACAUCAGACCGGAGUACGGCGUCGGAUCUUAUUUAUUCCCAGACAGGAUUUGGUGUGCUGUGAAAAUCCAAAUAAAAUAAGCGGCGAGUGUCUCCUCCCUGAAAGACACACGCCAAGAGACAAGGGAAUAACGAUGAUGCUCGUGUAAACAAACAGAUAAAGGGACGUAUUUUCGAUCAAGAAGCAACUUUCACAAUGGAUUUUUUGGUUUUACAACCCAAAAUUCCUUAUUAUAUUCCUUUUUGGAUGGAAUCAUAUCCAAACAAAAUGCCUGCAUCUUAUUUAUUGUAAGUUUUUAAAUGUAUUAUUUGUCUUAUUUCUUAAUCUUAUAUAUAUAUAUACUGUAUAUAUGUAUACUGUAUGUGUAUACACACAGUAUAUAUAUUGAGAGUGUGAGAGGUUUUUACCACCUUCCUGCUUGAAAGCAGCGGCUCUAAGAUAUAUGUAAUCAUCUUAAUGACAAAAAAAAUGAUAUAAAAACAAAAAUAAGGUCCCAGUAGGUUGCUUUUAGAGUAUUAUUUUUUUGUAACGGAGAGAGACUAUUUGUAUUGUCACGAUGUACAGAAAAAGUGGAGAAUUAUGACUUACAGCAAAGCUGUAGCUUACAUAGGAAUUGUACAGCAAUGAACUUCACUGUGUUCUAAUAAAGAGGUACAUUGUUGUAUAUAGUAUUUUAUACCACACAUUUAGACACAAAAACCAAAACUGCAAUCUAUAUAAAUAAUUAUAUAUAUAAAUGCCAUGCCAAACAGUUGAGGCUGUGGCUUCUGUUUUAGGAAUAAAAAUGUGUCAACAUAAUUUCCCUGUGCUUGUGGUUUAUUGCAUUGGGGGAGAUGGGAAUGGCUGCGGUGGUGGUGGAGUCAUGAA